Molecule: messenger RNA, 7651 nt
Organism: Monomorium pharaonis (pharaoh ant)
Lineage: Eukaryota; Metazoa; Arthropoda; Insecta; Hymenoptera; Formicidae
Gene: tau
Product: microtubule-associated protein tau
Exons: 12
Coding region: 2698-5418 (906 amino acids)
Biological process (GO): microtubule cytoskeleton organization; neuron projection development
Cellular component (GO): neuron projection
Molecular function (GO): microtubule binding
Source: RefSeq, a predicted model, not a curated record
GGAUGACGGACGUCCAGGUGAACCCGGGCAAGGACGUCGCCGGCGGCAGGUUGCAGCAGAGCGAGGCGUCCGCGGCGCAGCAAACAGGUAAGGGCAGCAGAAUUACGUCCGAGCACCCUCAGGGGCGUCAGCGCGCAAGCGAACACCGAAGCAAAGUCUCGACUCCCUCAAGAAAAUGGAUAGCACAUCUAUUUCCCACUUCCUUUCGUCUCUCCGCGGAGAGGAAACGCACCGAUCGAUCUCGCGAACGGCACGUCCCGCCGACGAGAUGCGGCGACUCCGAGACGCGACUGCACUCGUCGGGGUCGGUCUGCUCGUGCGAUAGCAUCGUGGCCGAGGCAUCCACGGCGAGGGGCUGGUAACCGCCGGAUGAAUGGCCGAACUGUUUUCAGAUCGGAGAAAAGUUCGGCCUUCGCGCGAGCGAAUAGCGAUCUGCCGUGCGAUAACUCUGAGACGAGGUAAUACGAGGCGCGAGAUGAGCGAUUGACUGAGGAAAGCUGCGCCAACAACGUCUCGCGAAUGCGUCGAAAGCGGCUCGAGGCGCCGUCAAUCGCAUUCACGCCUCAAAGAGGCUUUUCCGCGCCGGCAUAAUCGGCUUUUAUCGUCAAACCGCGCCGGAAUAUUUGCAAUCGCGUCGUUUCAUUUGCAUUCUAAGACCCGCUUCGAGAAACUACGACAGAAUAAUCAAACUUAAUAAUAGACCCGUAGUGAAAUUUUAUACAACUGAUCGGUGUAUGGAAAUUUUCACGCUAAAAUGCUUUUAGGUCUAGUUGAGAUAUUUCAUAAAAAGGAGAAAGCUGUCUGACUUAAUUGAUUUUGAAUUGUUGAAAUUACAUCCAGUAUUGCGUACAAAUAUUUCACGAUGAUGCUUCUAGCAUUUAAGAAAAACGUCGAAUUAUUAUAAAAGAAAUAACAUAUUUUUUUAAUAUUAAUAUGCGAAUUAAGGUUUUCUGACAUCGAAUUACAUUAAAUCGUAUCUUUUAAUUAACAACAUAAACGAAGAAUUUCCAACAAAAAUCAAACAAUAUAGUAAACGUCAUUGUUGGAACAGGAAAGUGCGCGGAGUUCUCAGAUUCUCUCCCUUCUGAAUGAGCUCCUCCCACCCCGAACGUACUAAAACAGCCGUGCCCGCGACGCAUUAAGGUAAUAACAGCGGAAUUGAAAUGACCGCGUGCAAGGGUGCGUCUCUGACUUUGUUCACGCUAGCAAAUAUUACGUGCGAGAGAUAAACUGAACACCAAGACCUGGCUCGGCACGAAAGGGGGCGGCGGUAAUUGAGACGGGGCAGGUCGAGGUGUAUUGGUGAGCUCCGUAGAGACAUCGGAAAAUGACGGGAACUACACUCUCACCUCGCGAUCAUCGAACGAUCAAGUGAUCGAACAAAAGGUGUAGUUUGUAUUUGAAAGGAGCCUUUAUCUCCUUACUGGUAAGCAUCGGAGCGACGACGUCUGUAGUUCGUUGGACCGCGUCCCAAUCGUUAAAAAUUUGGCACGCUUGCUCUAUCGAGAAUCCGCAGCGGCCGGGGGUGUGCAGGUCGCGGUGAACGUCCCCCGGAAGGAACGGCACGUAUAAUCUUCCGCAAAACGAACGUUGCUGAUUCUGCCAAAGUGUCUCGCAGCCGUACAGUCGCGUGUCUCUUGCUCAAGCCUUAAAUAAAUAAAGGAAAAUAAAUAUCAAUAGAGUUCCGGCACACAUAUGACAUUCUCGCGACGUAGACAUCACAUAGGCUCGCCAAAUCUUUUUGGCACCCCUUGGAUGCAGGUAUCUGUAUUGUAGGACCGCGUCGUCUCGAAAAACUGCGUGGAAAAGCCAAUUACGUGGCAAAAGGGAGCGGGCGGGGGGAGGGGGGGCACGCGCGAGACGUACAUAAUUUAUCGAUAGAUUGUCUCUGUCUCGCGGAUCCGCCUUGUACAUAGAGCAGACUGGCAUGGUCGAGUGGUAGUGCGCAGGGUAAGGUUGAGUCCGGCUGGGCGUUGGAGCGCAGGAGCAGAGGAAACGGCAGGACGGCAAACGGACGGCAGCGGCCUGACCGAGCGAGCUCCGGUUACGUUCUUUGCCGAGGAGGCUCUCCCGCAGGGUAUCGCGCGCGCGAGCGUAGUGACUCACGAGCCGGCGUAAGUCGAGGUAGGCUCGACGAAAGUGAAACCGACGACACCAGGUAAGCCGAACGCUUUCCAAACGGGGCCGGGCCGCGACGUCGUCGACGAAAAGCCCAACAAGAGCUCCUCUCUGCGUCUCUGUCCGCAUUUCAAUCGCCGUUUUGCGCGUCUGAAAAAAAUCGUCACGGGACGAGAAAUCGGUUUUUGUCCGCGAACUCCGCCUCGUCGCUCCCUCCUUCGACGGGACAUUUUGAUUUUAAUUGUCGGCCGCCCGGAUGUACGGACGCUCAAGGCGCGAUGAUGAUGUCUUUGACCGGGUAAUUAAGCGCAACAGUUAAAGAGCUUCAUUCGAGAGUUCGAAAGCCGGACGACACGUUGAAUAACGGCAGCCGUGCGUUACUUUCCGACCCCCAAGUAGCCACGCGUUAAAAGUGACGUAAGCGUGUAUCGUGUACGAGCGCAGGAGAGAUAGUCAUUGGAGUAACGCAAGAGCCGCGCUGUCACACAGUCGCCGUUCAAUCAUCGUGGUUUACGGGGAACCAUAUUGUUCAAGGCGUGAUUGAGGUAGAUCCUAUAAGAGUACGCGAAAGAAAUCGAUAUGGACUCGCAGGGAACCACGAACAGUGUGGCCGAAUCUGCUUCGGCCCACGGAGAAACUAUGGUGAAGCCAAACGUUCCCUUACCACCGCAAGGAUUUCAGGCGCGACCGCAAGGUCCACCUCCGUCUCCUAGAAAUUCGAUAAAUAAUGGUCCCGUAGGCGCACCUCGACCAGGACCACCAUUACGGCGAUUGGACAGCCGUUCUUCUCUAGGUCCGCCGCCAGCCUCGGGUCAGUUCGUUCAGCUUAGGCCUUACGGUCCACCGAGGCCACCGGGGGGCUCUUUCCCACCAAGGUCACCGCAGCCUGGCCAGUUGCCCUUGCAGAAUCCACUACCAUCCCCGCAUCAACGUUUCGUGUAUUCCCCGGGGAUUCGAGGUCCUCCGCCGCAAGGAGCAGGAGGUCAACGGCCACCCUUCGUCGUUAAUCAACAGGCGUAUCAGGUGCAGCAGCAGCAGCAGCAGCAACAACAGCAACAACAGAAUCCACGAUUUCAGCGCCCAGACGUCACACCUCCUCAGAACGAACCACGACGACCCAGUCAAGAAUCCGUAUUCCCGCGACCGUUGCUGAGAAAUGACUCGUUGUUGAGUCUGCAACGACAGCAGCUUUUGUCAAACGAGGAGAUCAAGCAACCAACCCGACCGCGCAUUGUCAUCGAGAAGAUGGCGGAUAUUAAUGAGACCGGCGUUGAUAAACCGGAGGGUUAUCUGCAGAGAAAGAAGUCCGACGUACGCGAAAACGGCGAGAACGACGACGACGACGAUGUCGUGAUGGAUGACAAGAAGUCGCCGCGACACGAUGGCAGUGGUGCCCCCGAGGGACUGGUGAACGGCUCUAAAUCGCCUUCAAUCCCGAAGAAACUCGAUGAGACUGGUGGACCUGCGAGCCGGCCGGGAACGGCUACCGUCGAGGAUAAAGUAGAAAAAAUGGAGAACAAGCGAGACGUACCCUCAAGGCCAAUUUCUGCUAACGAUGAUGACACGGCGACGCUCAUUUCUCAAAGUGGCCUACCUUCCGCAGUAAAUAACGAUAAGGAAGAAAAAAGGGAAGAGCAAUUCACUGGUGGACCGCCAUCGAGCAAAGAGAUCAACGAAAUGAAACAGUCCAGUAGUCCAUACAAUGACAACAACGCACUCGAGAACGUCGAACAGAGUUUGAAGACUCCCUCGAAAUCUUCGGACAAUUCGCGAUCUGCCACUCCGUCUUAUCUGAACGCGCCUCAGAACGCGGAACAAGACGGGAAUUCAGAUAAAUCGCGUUCCAGUACUCCAGCCCGACUGGAACCGCCUGGAAACGCGGAACAGGAAUCGAGAACACCGGAGUCGAAGUCGCCAGAUAAGUCGCGUGCGAGUACCCCAGGUUCGCAGUUGGCGCCGCCGUCCCCGAAUGCGGAGAGAGAGCCGGAAGCCGCGGCGAGAACGCCCAACAGGUCACGCUCGGGUACACCUCGAACUGGAAUGGAAUCGGGCAACGACGAGGCCUCUACGGAGCUGAACAAACCCUCCGAGAAUCCGCCUCGCGACAAAUCCGCCGACAACACUCUGCGGGUGAAAGACUCCAGCAGACCAGCGUCGUCGCUGAGUUCGACGAGCGACGCAGGCGGCAAAUCACCGAGAUCACCGAGAUCGCCCGAGGGUGUAAGGGGCUUCGACAACGGGCAAGAGAGAACGCUGUCCGCCGGUGGUAGUCCCCGAUUAUCGAAUUCACCGAAAUCGUCGGCUGAUAGCAAGAAACAGACAGACGACGAGAUGAAGAUAACGUCCAUCGUCGAAGGCGGCACCGAUGAAAAAGCGGACAAGACAUCGGCAGCGAUGUCGAAGCCCACCACUCUAACAGUUAAAACACCACGCACGCAAACACUGGAUCGCGAGAAGAAAACUGCGGAGAAAAAAGCGAUCCAAAACGGUAGAGCAAGAGAAGUUAGCGGGGCAAGGAGUACGAAUGGAGAUUCCGACAAAAGAUCGAACGCUGGAUCGCCUACGAAAUCCGCUAAAUCAUUACCGCGAACUCCCGACACACCUACCGCGCAAGAGAAAAAAAAGCUGCCGAUGAAUAAAGUUCAAGUCGGCGCCGCGCCUUCCCCGAACUUGAAGACUGUACGAUCGAAGAUCGGUUCUUUAGACAACGCGAGUUACAAGCCGGGCGGUGGUAAAGUAAAAAUUGAGAACAGAAAGGUCGACUUCAGCAAAGCGCAACCGAAGAUCGCCGCGAAGAAUGAGAAAUACGCGCCCAGUGGUGGCGACAAAAAGAUCUCCCAAGUGAAACUUCAAUGGAAUGCCAAGUCCAAAGUGGGCUCCUUGGAAAACGCAACUUACAAACCGGGCGGCGGUGACAAGAAGAUCGAAACAGUAAAACUCGACUUCAAGGACAAGGCAAAAUCAAAAGUCGGAUCCAAAGAUAAUGAGAAGCAUGUUCCUGGCGGUGGCACCGUCAAGUCCGCAACUUCGCCAAAAACACCGAAGGAAACGAAGAACAACAUCCCGACGCAAAAAAUAGACAUCAAGGCCGAAAGCAAAAUCGGUUCAUUGGAUAACGUGAAGCACAAGCCGGGGGGUGGCGACAAAAAGAUUUUCAACGACAAAGAUUAUCUGCGGCAGGCGAGUUCUAACGUUGAGAGCGUGAACGGCAGCGGGUCUCAGAGCCCCGUGCCCUCCGGCGCCGAUUCCGGCAAGAAUGGCCUGCCAGCCUCGGACGAGAACCUGAACCAGGAAUGCUAGGUCAUGAAAAGUCGGCCGAUAGACCCGCUUUAAUUAUAAUCAUUUGCAUGUGAUUAAUCACGUUUAUCCAUCUAUCCCCCCCCCCUUUGGAGGACGUACGAGCGCUGUCCUCGCGCGAUCGGGAGAAACAGAUCGAGGCGUAUGUAUGAAACACCUCGACAAAAUAAAACAAGGAGCAAUCGAUAUCUCGCGUCUACGCAAGCGAUAAAAUUUGCGCGGCGGACGAAUUAAAUCGACGAGCGGGACAAUAUACGUUAUCACGUUGGUUUGUUUUAUCGAGUAUCUACAAGCGCGAGGCUCCCGCGUAUCUCACCGCGCGCGGAUUCACAACGGUUUUAGUUAUCUUUAAAGAGAUAAAAUUGCCGAAAUACAUCAUGCGUGACAACACACCCUCUGUCCACGUAAAACACAUAUUUACGUAAUUAUGUAAGUACGCAAUAAGUAAAGCACGGAAGAGAAAGGAGCAAAAGAACUGAGGAAAAUAUUUCACUUUACUUGAAUAUAAUAGGUGAAGAAAAAAAUUUGGGGAAAUAUAAUUUCCACGCGCAUGGAAGCUCUUUGCCUUUUUAAGCGAUAACUUUCUCUAAUCGGGGAUUAUAGACUGUAAUCCUGUCACGGCUCGUCUUUGCAAUUUUUUAAAUCAUGGUAACGACGUUUCUCAUGCGCCCAAGUUACAUGGAUGUUAACAUUUGCGAACUAUUUCGACUUUUGAUACGCAUUUGUGCCAUAAUCGACAUUAUCGGUGUAUUAUGAACUGUAAUUUAGCUUUUCCAUAUACGCAAAUUUAAAUCUGUUUUAUUGCAUCAUAAUACGACAUAAUCGCUUAAGAAGUUAAGCCAACGAUGCGCGUGAAGGCAACAAACGUAUCGAUGGAGAGAACGAAGCAAAUUAUAAAUGUCUUCGAAUCCCUUAUCGUCGAUUCUGUAGACGACACGAGUGUAACGUCAUAAUUUAAUUUUUAAUUGUCGCUAAUCGUAUUGAUAAUUUUGCAAAAAUUGCAAAACUGUGUCUAUUAUGAUUAUAUAAUUUAUCUAGCCAGCAUCUUAUUCGCUUUCGCAUACGUAGGAGUUUCCAAUGAAAGUACAAAAGUCACACAUCUCCGUGCGUAAAUCAUUGUAAACGUGUGCACCGAAGGAAGUAUCGUCGCGUCCUCUUAGGGGGAAUAUACAUUAGACAAGCGCGCGUACAUUAAUUUCCGCAUGAGGAGGUCACAACAAUCCCUCGACAUCGUACGUUGCAUUUCAUCGGAGUCACAUCGUCGGAGGGGAGCGACAACCCGAAAUAGUCGAAUCACGAACGAUGCGCAGUUUGUCGUUCGUGUGCGAGCGAUUUUCGAUUUCCGAGGAAACGGAAGCACUACGCGGGCAGCAAUCUCGAUCGACACGGACGGGUAGUUAGGGGGCCCGAGCGUUACAACUGGCGUCGAUCAAUCGUGGAUAACUUGGUGCUUAGCGCACCGUAUCCGCAUCGCAGGAUCGCGCGGAAGGCUCGCGAGGUCGUUGUACAUCUCGAAACUUUGCGCGCGGAUUUAGCAGUCAUUCGGGAUUACGCUCGGUGCAGCGCGAAAGACACGGGAGAAGAAAAUUUUCAGUAGAGCCGUGUGACGCGCAGGUGAUCCGCGUUCACGCGAGAUACCCGUCAGAUACAUCGGAACAGAACAUACAAGGCAUUCGUAAACCUUAUUGUAGAUACGUAAUCGACACACACACACACAACACAUACACAUUGCAUCCCAUGAAUACAUACACAAAAUAACACGAAAAGGAGCAUCGGGAGAUGAUGGAGUGUCCGUCAACGAAAGGGAGAGAUCGAUGCGAUGGAGAAUGCGUGCACGCGGCCACGCCAAAAAUAAAAAUCUCUCACUUACGUCACUACACUACCUUAGGUACCUCGUGCAAUUUACACAUCGCUAAAAAGAGAGGGGAAAAAGAACAGAGAGAAAGAAAGAGAAAGAUAGAGAGAGAGAGAAAGAGAGAGAGAGAGAGGGGAGAUAUAUAACACAUUAUUUACACUGUAUUGCUUCCACGUGGAUUAUUAAGAGAUAAUUUGAUUCAAUUAACGUACUGCGAUAUUUCACGAAGAGAAUGAUAAUUAACGUUUAGAUCCUUGUAAUUGUCACAAGUUACCACUUCGUACGAACGCAAUAGUGUAACGGCGCGCCCGCAGCGCGUCCUGGAUAUAGGAUCGCUUUGGAGAGGCAUUACACACAAUAAUAUUUUCGUUUUUAAAUUUA